Lobosporangium transversale is the source of this 4069-nucleotide messenger RNA. Its product is annotated as SNF2 family N-terminal domain-domain-containing protein. Bases 149 to 3880 code for a protein of 1243 amino acids. The transcript is spliced from 7 exons. Gene Ontology annotation, biological process: transcription-coupled nucleotide-excision repair. Gene Ontology annotation, molecular function: ATP-dependent chromatin remodeler activity; ATP binding. Gene Ontology annotation, cellular component: nucleus. NCBI's taxonomy places the organism in Eukaryota, Fungi, Mortierellomycota, Mortierellomycetes, Mortierellales, Mortierellaceae. The record is from RefSeq and is a predicted model, not a curated record.
CAUUGUCAUUUGCCACAUCUCAACUUCACUAUUUAUCCCAUGUCACAUUCAUUCUUUUUUCUCUUUUUGUUCAUUUGCCUCCAUUGUUCUUCUUUACUUAUUCAAAGUAUAAUCAUCAGUGACAUUUCGUAGCUUCACCUUCAUUGCCAUGGACUAUCCACAACAACCAGAUACUAACAACUUUAGCGAUGGAAUGGAAUAUCAACCACUCACAACUACUUCUACUGUCGACCAUGAAACAAGUACAAUGUUAUCAAACAAAACAUUAGAUAACGUAGUCGCAGACAAUUUAGGUGCCUUACUCGAUGUUGCCAUGGUUGACCAGGAUACGUUGGAAAGAGACAUUAUAUCCAAGGCCAGCAAGGCACUUGAUGCAAAGGAAAACGCUAUGAAUAAAAAGCGAUUGGAAAAGAUACUCAAGAAUGUAAAUAAAAUUCGACUAGAGAUAAAGAAGCUUGAAAGUAAUCGGAGGAAGCUGGAGCGGGGAUCAUUUGCGCUAUCCAACCUGGAGGAUCGGUUAAACGCUUUGAAUGAAGAGCUUGCGCAAGCAGAGCUAGAUGGAGCUGAUAUAACUGAGAGAAUCCGCGCACGGAAAUCAGGAGCACCCUUACCCUCACAGCUUACAUCUUCUGCAACAUCUACGGCUUCGGAGCAGAUGGAUGGCGAAUCCCAGCGUGAGUACCUAAUUCGCACAGGUAAAAUUACGCCGUUUGCCGCCAUAUCGGGCCUGGAAAAGUCAAAACAGGGAGAACCCUCUACCUCGUCCUCUGGAUUCAAGAUUGCAGGCACAUCAAUGCCUGUAGAAGAAGGUCCUAAGUCUCAUGUCCACCUGGCUCGGCCCUCGUGGAGUUUAAUCGGCAGGAGUUUGAAAAGAGAGGACGAAAACAAAACUUACGUUCAAAACAAUGUGGUGCCUGCGGAGCGCUCUAGUAUGCGGAAAGCAAGGAGCAGAAUUGUUUCGGCAAUCGGCCGUAGUGAAAGUGAGUUUCAUGACGAUGAUAACGACAAAAAUUAUGAGAGCAGUGAAGAUACGCUCGAUCCGGAUUUUGUAGGAGCGAGCGAUGAUGAUUAUUCGGAUAUCCAGGAGAUUGUGGAUGACGACGACUUCAAGCUAGAUGACGGCGAUAAUGACAUUCCCCUGAGUUCAAAAAAGAGAGCUAAGGGCGGCGCAGCAUAUAGAUCUCUUUGUGAUGAUGAUGGGAAUGAGAUGAACUAUCAAAAACGUCUUUAUGACUGGGCACAGAAGCGAAGACACCUUCGUUGGCGUAUCAAUAAUCCCGAUGCAUCCUUAGAAAAGGACGUGAAUGAAGGAUGGGACAAUCCUGAGCAAAAGUUGGAGCCUGCCCUCGAAAUGAAUAACCCCCAUCCGAGCAUACCAGAUGCAGAACUGGAAGGUGGCUACAAGAUUCCAGGGGACAUUUAUUCUAACCUAUUUGACUAUCAAAAGACCUGCACACAAUGGCUCUGGGAACUCCAUUGUCAAGGUGCGGGGGGGAUCAUAGGUGACGAAAUGGGCUUGGGAAAGACAAUCCAAAUAAUCUCGUUUUUGGCCGGGCUUUUAUACAGUGGCAAUCUAGAGGCACCCAUCAUUAUUGUGUGCCCAGCUACGCUUCUGAAGCAAUGGGUCAAAGAAUUUCAUCGAUGGUGGCCCCCGAUGCGUGUGGCAAUUCUACAUUCUAGUGGAAGUGGUAUGCAUAGCAGUAAUAACGACACAUAUCAUGAACGGGAUGAUGACUCCCACGAUUCAUUUUCUGACGGGUAUAGCAGCGGAAGUGUCAAAAAGAAACGCAGGGGGAAAAACCGGUUUGGAGGAAGAGCUCGCCGUGGAAGAGCAACAGAAGAGAAUGAGGAGCGCACAGUCGCAGAUGACAUUAUUGAUCGUAUUAGCUCCAAAGGUCAUGUCCUUGUCACAACAUAUGCUGGCCUCCGCAUUCAUGCGCGGCGGCUCUUGCGGAAAACCUGGUCCUACAUUGUCUUGGACGAAGGACACAAGAUUAGAAACCCCGAUGCGGACAUCACACUGACGUGCAAGCAGUUUAGGACGCCGCAUCGGAUUAUUCUGUCAGGGACACCUAUUCAGAACAACCUGAACGAACUGUGGUCGCUCUUUGACUUUGUGUUUCCUGGUCGACUUGGCACAUUACCCGUCUUUCAAUCUCAGUUUGCGAUCCCUAUCAACUUAGGGGGAUAUGCGAAUGCGAGUAACCUACAGGUUCAAACAGCUUACAAGUGUGCAUGUGUAUUAAGAAAUUUGAUUAACCCAUACCUAUUGAGGAGAAUGAAAGCCGAUGUAGCAUCAGAUAUGCCCAAGAAGUCGGAACAAGUUUUGUUCUGUAAACUGACUCCACCACAGAGAUCGGCAUAUGAAGAAUUCUUGAAGUCUAACGAACUAACAUCAAUCAUGGAGGGCAAGCGACAUGCCUUGUAUGGAAUUGACCUUGUUCGCAAGAUUUGCAACCAUGCAGAUAUUCUGGCGCGUGAAAAGCACAAAAACGAUCCAGAUUAUGGUCAUUAUAGUAAAAGUGGCAAGAUGGUGGUUGUAAGGGCGUUAUUACAGAUGUGGCAAAAAGAGAAGCACCGUGUAUUAUUGUUCUCCCAGACAAGGACCAUGCUCGAUAUUCUUGAAAAAUUUAUCAAGAGCGAAGGCUACAGCUACAGGCGCAUGGAUGGCACAACGCCAAUUCAAAACAGAAUGAGUUUGGUGGACGAAUUUAAUGCAAGAGACGACAUCUAUAUAUUUCUGUUGACGACUAAGGUUGGUGGUCUGGGUGUAAACCUGACAGGUGCAGACCGGGUUAUUAUUUUUGACCCGGACUGGAACCCAUCGACAGAUGUGCAGGCACGGGAGCGUGCUUGGAGAUUAGGCCAGACUCGAGCGGUGACAAUCUAUCGACUGAUGACUUCAGGAACCAUUGAAGAAAAGAUCUACCAUCGUCAAAUUUUCAAGCAGUUUCUGACUAACAAGAUCCUCAAGGACCCAAAGCAGCGACGGUUUUUUAAGAGCCAUGAUAUGGCUGAUUUAUUUACUCUUGAAGGUGAAGAUGCGGUCGGAACAGAGACUGGAGGGAUUUUUCAGGGAUCUGAAGUGUCCAUUAAAUCAAAUCGAAGCAAGUCAAAGUCAUCUAGACGAGGAGGAGACAGCCUGGAGGAACUUUCGCAACUCGAUGGUGUACGCAAGAUUGAAAAGUUCAAAGCUCCACGCGAGUCGAGUUCUCUUCCAGGCGGGGUCAAGGAUGAAGGGGAUGAAGAGCACAACCUUAAGAAAGCAAACAAAUCUGUUAGAGAUACAGACCAUUCGCAAGAUUCAUCUGAGAUCAACAUUCUCACGAGUUUGUUUGAAUCCUCGGGAGUGCAUAGUGCAUUGAAACAUGAUGAAAUUAUGGACUCUGCCAAACAGGAAAGACUGAUUGUUGAGCGAGAAGCAACAAGAAUGGCAGAACGUGCUAUGGCAGCAUUGAAGGAGUCCAGAAAGAGGCGAAGGCGUCAAGAACUUGACGUGCCGACCUGGACAGGGAAGUCAGGGUCUGCUGGGGCGCCCAAGGCUUUCUUGAUGCACCAACAAGAUAACGAGAGGCGUCUUCAGUCUUCACCCUCUUCAUCUAAGCCAAGAUUUGGAACAACCAACGCAUUCAACCCUAGUGUUGCCGCUGCAAUGAGCGACAGCUCACCAUCAAAAUUCGGACGAACAGAGUUGAAAGGCCCGCGAUCCGGUUUUGGCGCGCCCUCUUCUGUGAAUACAACCAGUUCUUCAUCUUUGUUAGCCGGUAUGCUCGAGCGUAGACGAUUGGAGCAAGAUAAUGGUAGAAACGCUGCAGCUAGAUCUUCGCGAUUGUCUCGCGGUUCUUCACCCAACAUGUCUGAUACUACGUCGAUACUAUAAAAUGAGUCUCGCGGCUACAUACUCUAAUAGAACAUUUUUAGCGCUAGCACGUUGAUGUGAAACGAUUUUUUAAAGACGUUGCAGUUCUGGCGAAGUCUGAUGCAGAUUGCUAGAGGUGGUGUCCGAUGAUAUUAAGACUAAUUAUUUCGAUUUUCUGGGCUCAUGUCAUUAUUAUCCAUUCUUGAGGAC